AUAAUGUGAUAUUUUUGUCAGAUGACAUUUACUGGAAAACCAAGUGAUUUAGGAGAAGUGGACCUAGUGGGGAAUGACCCUGAGGAGAGUAUAAUGGAAACAGAUAACCAGGAAUCUGACCUUUUAUUUGAUGAUCAUUCAGUGACAGACAUCAGUGAUACAAACGAAUCUGGUGAGAUGCAAAAUGUAACAGGUGCUGCGAGCCCAUUAGCUGAAGAACAGUUGACAAAACAGGAUUUCCUUCACCUUGAAAUUCUGAGAUUCUUAUGUAUUUGUGCAACUACUGUCCAAAUUCAGACAGUGAGCUUCCGAGCCUCUGAUAUACGAAGGAAGCUGUUAAUGCUUGCUGAUGGCAGUGUCUUCGACAGUGCUAAGCCAUUGCAUCUGCACACGUACUUGUUGCUCUUGAAGGAACUCCCUGUUGAAGAAAACCUCCUGCCUGUAGAUGAAGUUCUUAAGCUUCUUACGCCUCUUUCUGAUGUAUGUUCAUUGUACCGCCGAGACCAAGACGUUUGCAAAGUAAUUCUAAAUAAUUUGCUACCUGUAGCAGAAAGUUUGGCCCAGUCCAAUGAGCAUACUGAAGAGACAAGGAAUGCACAAGGGCAAUUUUUGACAGUUGUUGGAGCCUUUUG
This is a messenger RNA of Numida meleagris (helmeted guineafowl), 632 nucleotides long. Its product is annotated as serine-protein kinase ATM-like. Lineage: Eukaryota; Metazoa; Chordata; Aves; Galliformes; Numididae. The record is from RefSeq and is a predicted model, not a curated record.